UUUUCGUGCCUAUCCAUGUCAGUUAUGCUAUUUGUGGAGAGAGUUUACAUGGGUGUGGUCAUAGUCUUUCUGAAGUUGUUUGGGCACAAGCCUGAGAAGCAUUACAAAUGGGAGCCACUCAGGGAUGACCUUGAGCUUGGAAACUCUGCAUACCCAAUGGUUCUGGUGCAAAUUCCAAUGUACAAUGAGAAGGAGGUGUAUCAAUUAUCAAUUGGAGCUGCAUGUGGGCUAUCAUGGCCAUCUGAUAGAAUUAUUAUUCAAGUUCUUGAUGAUUCAACAGACCCAAUCAUUAAGAAUAUGGUGGAAGUGGAAUGCCAGAGAUGGGCUAGCAAAGGCAUAAACAUAAAGUAUGAGAUCAGAGAGAACAGAAAUGGUUACAAAGCUGGGGCUCUCAAAGAAGGCAUGAAGCACAGCUAUGUCAAACUGUGUGACUAUGUGGCCAUCUUUGAUGCUGAUUUCCAACCUGAGCCUAACUUCCUUUGGCGAACCAUUCCAUUCCUUGCUCACAACCCAGAAGUUGCACUUGUCCAAGCUCGAUGGAAAUUCGUUAAUGCUGAUGAAUGCUUAAUGACAAGAAUGCAAGAGAUGUCAUUGGACUAUCAUUUCCUUGUAGAGCAGGAAGUUGGGUCCUCAACCUAUGCCUUCUUUGGCUUCAAUGGCACAGCUGGUGUUUGGAGAAUUUCAGCACUAAAUGAAGCUGGUGGUUGGAAGGACCGCACAACAGUGGAAGAUAUGGACCUGGCUGUACGAGCUGGUCUCAAAGGCUGGAAGUUUGUGUAUCUUAGUGACCUUAAGGUAAAAAAUGAAUUGCCUAGUACCUUCAAAGCCUACCGUUAUCAGCAGCACAGGUGGUCAUGUGGUCCAGCUAAUCUUUUCAGGAAAAUGGCAAUGGAAAUCAUAAGAAACAAGAAAGUUUCCCUGUGGAAGAAGUUUUAUGUGAUUUAUAGUUUUUUCUUUGUCCGGAAGAUUGUAGCCCAUGUGGUCACAUUUGUAUUCUACUGUGUCGUUUUGCCAGCAACUGUUUUAGUUCCAGAAGUGGAAGUCCCCAAGUGGGGUGCUGUCUACAUACCUUCUAUCAUUACACUCCUUAAUGCUGUUGGAACUCCAAGGUCACUUCACUUAUUGGUAUUCUGGAUACUUUUUGAAAAUGUUAUGUCAAUGCAUAGGACCAAAGCAACACUUAUAGGUUUGCUAGAGGCAGGGAGAGUAAAUGAAUGGGUAGUUACUGAGAAAUUGGGAGAUGCUCUCAAAACAAAAUCUGGUGGCAAAGCAGCUAGGAAGCCUCGUAUCAGGAUUGAUGGAAGACUUCAUUACCUGGAACUUGGGGUGGGGGCCUAUCUUUUUUUCUGUGGAUGCUACGAUCUUACCUUUGGCAAAAAUCACUACUUCAUAUAUCUUUUCCUGCAAUCUAUUGCCUUCUUCAUUGUGGGGGUUGGCUAUGUUGGAAUCUUUGUUCCGAAUUCUUAA
Messenger RNA from Gastrolobium bilobum, 1467 nucleotides. Its product is annotated as glucomannan 4-beta-mannosyltransferase 9-like. The record is from RefSeq and is a predicted model, not a curated record. NCBI's taxonomy places the organism in Eukaryota, Viridiplantae, Streptophyta, Magnoliopsida, Fabales, Fabaceae. Bases 16 to 1467 code for a protein of 483 amino acids. Gene Ontology annotation, cellular component: Golgi apparatus. The transcript has 9 exons. Gene Ontology annotation, molecular function: mannan synthase activity.